AUGGCGUUCGAUGACAAAGACUGUAAUUUUCACUUGCAUAAAAAUUGCCCAAAAGCAGUAAGUCCAAGUUCGAAAAAAUGCUACAAGCCGCGUCUGAAGAAAAAUCGAGAUUAUGUUGCUGCUAGCAGCAUACCUCAUAACGAUGCGACUACGCCCGGUGAUAUUGGUUCUUUAGCAUUAUCAAGUGACGUCGUCGCUUCAUCGUUCGAGGAGUUAAAAGAUCAAAUCUUAUCCCUUCGCACGAUUAUUAUCGACUUCAAGUCAGAAACAUAA
Messenger RNA from Leptosia nina, 273 nucleotides. Lineage: Eukaryota; Metazoa; Arthropoda; Insecta; Lepidoptera; Pieridae. The record is from the annotation of a GenBank genome assembly.